This is a messenger RNA of Pocillopora meandrina, 4011 nucleotides long. The record is from the annotation of a GenBank genome assembly. Lineage: Eukaryota; Metazoa; Cnidaria; Anthozoa; Scleractinia; Pocilloporidae.
AUGGUAUUUAUGGAGGUUCCCGCCAUUCUCAUGCUGUUGGCUGUAAGUGCUCAGCUGUUGGGAACAACAGGUAAGCGGUGGACGGUAAAUAAUAUUUACCACUGAAAAACUUUUUCAUCCCAUUUAAAUACCUCCCCACUUUGAGGUAAAAGCCUAUCUAAGAAUGAUUCAACGGCACUCAUCUAUUCUAGUCGACAGAAGAGCUUUAGAUUUAUGAUCUCUCUUAUUUCCAAAUAGAACGCUUUCGCCUAGUCUUAUAAUUAUACAGGGCUCUUGUCCCCUAUGGGGCUCUUGUCCAUGUAUGACUUUGCUCAUCAGAGGGCUCCUUGUAAGUUAUUUAGUAAAGAAAUAUACCUCAAAAUCAGUUUGAACUGAAUGAGGCUCAGAUUUCCACAGACGUCGCACUUAGCAAAAAUUUGAUGUUUUUUGAUGUCUGAAACGUUUAUUUUAUUUUUUUCAAUUUAUUUUCAGAUUCGGUUGAACGAUGUAAGCGGUACCCAAACCCAACGCACGGGCGCGUGGUUUGUGAUAGCUUGUUUCGUUUGUUUUGUGCUCCCGAGUGUGAUGAUGGUUUUGUGUUUGAGUCAAAGCCUGCAGUGGUGUACAUGUGUGGACCUCUCACCGGAGAGUGGUUCACUUAUCCCGAAGGACAAACUAUCCCCUGGCCUAAUUGUCGGAGAAGAAAAAGGUAAAUCAAACCUCAGUGAAAGGUUGAACUAGACAAAGGGAAUAAGUAUCAGAAGAAACUCUGUUGCUGCGCCGGUGGGACUAUAUCAAAGUAAUUUGGUUGAUCUACUAAGUUAAUAGUGUAAUUUGGACGCCGUAAAAAGUUUCCAUAAAAUUGAAGUUUCGAGUGUUAGCCCUUUUUUGUUAUAAAUUUUUGUUAGAGAUUAUUAAGGAUACAAAAAGAAAUUUGAAUUAUUGACAAGGAAGCAAAAUUAUGGAUAUUCCAUUUGGGCCUGGAAGGUAUAAAUAGCAAUAAACAAUGUUCAGGUGUCUUUCGCUUAUAAUUUAUUUAGAUUUUCGAGACCAAUUUUAGUUAGGUACUCACUUAUUCGGUUGGAAAAUAUUAAAUCAAUCGCAUUCUUGAUUUAAUAUCUACUUGAUAGGUCAUACUUUUUCAGUCAACACUCUUCUUUUCUCGUUAACAGCCUAGAAAGUACAACAACAAAAGAUCUAACGGCCCGCAGAGCGCAGAUUGCUGCGAAAAUUCAUCAGACCUAUCAAGCGGUCUUACCAAAGAAUCAGCAAAUGCAACUUGUGCAGACUGGUCAACAAAACGCCAGGUGAGACUUGCAGUUUUGAAGUAUCUCAUAUCUGCCUCGUUAAGUUUUCCUAACUUCCAAGGGUGAAUUCUGAACAAGAGAUCUGAAGAAAAUGUAAUGGUAUAUGAUGAAUUUGUUUGUUUUAGUGGUCGGUUAGCUCACUCUCUGUCAUUUCUUUUUAGGCUGACGUAUUGUCAGAGUUGUUUGCUUUGUCUGCACUAAGCUUAAGUGCUUAAGUGCAUCGUUUUAAGGUUUAAAAUGAAAAAUAGAAAGGAUACGAAACAUUCCCUUAUUUCUUGCUUAUCGAACCUUUUUUAAACUAUGCAGGAAAAUGAGCCGAUUUUCCCAGACCAUAGCCAUCAAUAAAAAAACUGGUCCGUUUCGCAGUGAGCUUAACACAUUAAUCAUAUAUAUAUAUAUAUAUGUAUAUAUAAAUGUGGGGGUAGAGUCUAUCUUGGCAUAAAGUGCUCAAUGCUGUCAGUAAGUGAAAGAAUCAAAGAGGCUCUGUCUGACGAGCGCUUAGGCGUGAAACUCAGAGUAACAGAGAAUCGAUGCGUCUUCUUUGAUUCUUUCACUUGUAUAUAUAUAUAUGUAUUUACAUAUAUAUAUAUUUAACAAAUAGAUUCCAAGUUGCUGUGCGUCUGUUCAGUAAUAGAUCACAGAUGACGUCAAAAUGUGGUAAGAACAUUUUGACGUCCUCUGUGAUCUAUUACUGAACAGAUGCACGGCAACUUGGAAUCUAUUUGUUUUAUAUAAUAAAGAAUUAAAAAAAGUUUUAAUGAUGACGUCAUCUAUACGUCUGGCCUCCAAUAGAUCAUUAGUGAGAACCAAUCAGAAUGCGUGCAUAACUGAGCUUGUUAUAUAAUAUAUAUAUAUAUAUAUAUAUAUAUAUAUAUAUAUAUAUAUAUAUAUACAUACAUAUGUAUGUAUAUGUACACAUAUAUAUAUUCUAUCUGUAGGGAAGUGUAACCUGCUUGAAAUAAGACUGUUCUCAGCUCUCCACCAGACACUUUGAAUUUGAUUUUUCCGUAGAUACAUUCAUCUAUUUGAUUACAUUCAGCGUGCCCAGCAGGUAUACAGUGAUAAACGAGCUCUUCCCACCCUGGGACUUAAAGCCCUAGAAAUACAAAAACAGCAGCAGCUAAAAGUACAACAGCAACAAAGACAAAAGCAGCUAGCACGAUUCGAACAGCUGAGCCAAAAACAGAAGGACAUGCAGCCACAGUUGUCGAGCAAACGAUUUUUUACGCCGAUGCAAGAAUUAAGAAAGCGCUUGGAUCAAAGCUCUCCCCAAGAAAUGGUGGACAAACAACGCCAACAGCGAGAAGCGUUCGAGUUAUUGGAUACAAAUAAUUAUAACGUGCAAGGUAUGAGUACGGAGAGAAUUUCUACGAAUCAAAAUUUACAAGGAAGUUUUCAACCGAGGGCUGUUUCUAGGUCCAAGACUGUGCCACCAAAACGUGGUACCUCGGUAAGCGUUCUUUAUCCAAAAACUCCUCAACAAUUUUACCCAAGACCCAGUAUUGACAGAAAAAUUCCGACAAGUUCCAAAGUCACUACCUUGGCAGCUUCAGAGCUAAACCAGCAGCAAAUCAAUCCAAUAUUGGAAACAUAUUCACCUAAGGGUCUUACCUAUACUACACUGAUAUCAUCGGCGGUUGACAGAGAGGUUUUGGAUAAAAGUCGAGCGACAGCUACUGAAAUCAUGCCACGUUUGGCCUCAUGGCAAGCUGCCUUGUCUCCUCCAUUGCAACGGUCAGAAUUUCAAAAAACAUCAAAAGCCUUAGACCAAAAUCUCAAACAUCUGACUUUGCAACCCCUUAAAGAUAAUCAGAAAAACGUUCAUUCACCAUUUUCCAACGAAAUCACAUCCCUUGGAGUUAAUAUGAAACGUCUCAGCCAAUCACAAAACAGAAUUCAAGUGCAAGUGGAAAGCCCCGUAGCUGCUCCUCUUAGCAAUUCAGGAUUUAGCAAAGUAUCAUCAAUACGGAAUCAAAAUGUCCAAGACGUCAAUCUCCAGCCUGUUAAAGUAAACGGCGAAAAAGCCGAUUCCUCCAUUAUUGAUGAAACAAAGUCUCUCGGAAUUAAUGCGAAUACUAUCAACCAAUCACAAGACAGAGUCCUGUCACUUACAAGAAGCCCAUCAUAUGCUUCCUCAAGGAAGGGAUCCAAUCUACAGUCUUUGCAAAAAACUAAGGGUCCACUCCAGCAGUUCUCAGUUAAACCAGCUACUUUAACUUUACAAGCAAAAAAUAGGAGCACGUUGGGUAUGCAAUUAAGACUUCCGUUAAACAUAACGUCACCAUUAGCAAAACAAGGAUACUUGAAGGAUGCAGUAAAAGGUCAUCCACAUGCAAAAUCCGCAAAAAAAGAAAAGUUGUUUUAUUUUCCAAUCAAAAGAGACACUUUAAUAAGUUUGUUACCUAUGCAUCUUCAAGCGAAAUACAGAUCUCUUCGUGAUACCAGAAAUGAAAACUCAACGCAAAUAGUAUCCCUCAGCAAAAGUAGUGAAAACUCAACAGUAAAAAUGGAAGACAUAAAAUCGCCGGAUAUUUCACUAAAAAAUGGUUUCCAUAUUUCACAAUACAAAUACUCCGUUGAACAAAUCAAAACAGGAAAUGACAGUAUAACUGAAUAUUUUUAUUUACCCUCGAAAAUAGCCAAAGCCUCUAGCAUCAACAGUUCCGUAAACGACCACUACUCCCUCAAGAAAGAUUCAGUUGGAUCAGAGGACGGGACCGACUAG